Messenger RNA from Thlaspi arvense, 3597 nucleotides. NCBI's taxonomy places the organism in Eukaryota, Viridiplantae, Streptophyta, Magnoliopsida, Brassicales, Brassicaceae. The record is from the annotation of a GenBank genome assembly.
AUGUUCUUUAGCUCCAAGAUGAACCAAAUCAUCCGUUCAAGAGCCGUCGCUAACACCGCCGUGAGGUCCCUCAGUUACCUCCGUCAAUCUCCCGCACUUCUUCAGUCUCCACUACUCUCCGGCGCUACCGCCACCACCACCCCCAUUGUGGAUGCUCGUCUAGCGUCUUAUGGCGUUGAGAAUCCGAUCUACGCUGUGAUGCAGUUGGCUCAAACAACGAUGCGUAGCGAGCUCGGGAAGAUCACUCUUGACAAGACGUUUGAGGAACGAGACACGCUGAAUGUCAAGAUUGUGGAAGCCAUCAAUGUUGCUGCAAAAGAUUGGGGUCUUAAAUGCCUUCGUUAUGAGAUAAGGGAUAUCAUGCCUCCUAAUGGAGUGAGGGCUGCUAUGGAAAUGCAAGCUGAAGCUGAACGUAGAAAGAGAGCCCAGAUUCUUGAGUCUGAAGGAGAACGUCAAGCUCAUAUCAACAUCGCUGAUGGUAAGAAAAGUUCAGUAAUCUUGGAAUCAGAAGCUGCAAGGAUGGACCAAGUUAAUCGAGCAACUGGUGAAGCAGAAGCGAUAUUAGCUAGGGCACAAGCAACAGCCAGGGGACUGGCCAUGUUAUCUCAAUCCCUCAAGGAAACUGGUGGAGUCGAGGCUGCGAGUUUGAGAAUUGCUGAGCAAUACAUUCAAGCUUUUGGCAACAUCGCUAAGGAAGGUACAACAAUGCUGCUUCCGAGCUCUGCGGAAAAUCCUGCAAACAUGAUCGCUCAAGCCUUAACAAUGUACAAAAGCCUCGUCCCCAAUGGCUGUGCGAGCAAACCUAAGGAGUCUGAUAUCAUUGAAACCCCUGCCGUGACUGAAAACGCUGUCGUCGAGUCCAAGAACGUCGAACCCGAAGCUGUUUCUCAGGAGAAGGCAGAGGAAGUUGUUGCAGAGAAGAAAGAAGAGUCUGCCAAGGAUGAAGCAGAGACACCGAAGGAAGCUGAGCCAGCCAAGCCUGCCGAGGCUGAGCCAGCCAAGCCUGCCGAAGCUGAGCCAGCCAAGCCGGCCGAGGCUGAGCCAGCUCCAGAGGUGGUGAAGACCGAAGAAGCAGCCGUCGAAACUGUUGUUGAGAAAGUUUCUGGUGAGACUGAGCCACCAAAACAAGAGGAGGCUGCAGCAGCCAAUGACACCAAAACCAACGAAGAGCCUCUUACGUUAUCGAUAGCAUUCUGCAACUGUGCCCUAGUGGUUAGAAGAAACUAUAUCGGGAACAAAAACAGUGUUAAUCUGAGUUUAAUCCCUUCUUCCUCGUCUUCUUCAUCUUCUUCUGCUCCGAUUCUUAUUUGCCGAUCAAAGUCCAAAUCCCAAACCGAUAGCUUGAGAGUGUUGGAAUGGGACAAGCUCUGCGAUGUCGUCGCUUCUUUUGCUCGGACUUCUUUAGGCCGCGAAGCUACAAAGAGAAAGCUUUGGUCUCUUGACCAGAGUUUCGAUGAAAGUCUGAAGCUUUUGGAUGAAACAGAGGCCGCCAUUAAAAUGCUUCAACAUGGUUCCUUCUGUCUUGACCUAUCCAGCAUUCGUAUCUCCCUGGCUGAAUCGGGCAUUCGUCAUGCUCGGGGAAGGAUAUCUUUGCGAGCAGACCAAGCUCUUGAGGUGGCUUCUCUUCUUCGAUUCUUCGAGACGUUGCAGCUCGAUCUGAAAGCUGCCAUUAAGCAAGAUGGAGAUGGGUACAAACGGUUCAUGCCUAUAUCUGAAAUGAUAAUGCAACCUGUGAUAAAUAGAUCGUUUGUCAAGUUGGUUGAACAAGUUAUAGAUGCUGAUGGAACAAUCAAAGAUUCCGCCAGUAGUGCCCUGAGACUAUCACGUGAGCGAGUUCGGACACUUGAAAGAAAGCUGAAUCAACUGUUGGAUGCUGUUAUAAGGAGCCAAAAGGCUGAAGAGUCUGUCAUGCAAGUGGCUGAAAUCGACGGAAGAUGGUGCAUACAAAUGAGCUCGAAUCAUCUAACUUCUGUUAAUGGUCUUCUGCUUUCCAGUGGUUCAGGUGGAGGGACUGCUGCUGAGCCAAUAGCUGCGGUUUCUAUGAACGAUGAGCUCCAAAGUGCGAGAGCAUCAGUUGCAAAGGCUGAGGCAGAUAUUCUUGCAAUGCUAACUGAAAAGAUGCAAAUGGAUCUUGAUCAAAUCGAUGAUGUGCUGAGAUACUCAAUUCAGCUGGAUGGGAUAAACGCUCGAGCAACUUACAGUCGUGCAUAUGGUGGUGCACAUCCUGAUAUAUACUUACCACCUGAAAAUGUGGUCGAAUCUGAAUCUUUGUCUACUGGAGAAUACUCACUGGAGAGUAACUUCUCAAGUGAGGACUCGGUUGCUAGAAAAGAAUGGUUGCUGUAUCUACCUAGAUGUUAUCAUCCUCUAUUGCUUCACCAACACAAGAAAGGCAUAAGAAAGACGCGGGAGACUCUAAAAUACCAUAAAACAGCAGACACCGUAGCAAGAGCUCCGCCAAUUCCAGCUGAUUUUCAGAUCUCUAAGGGCACUAGAGUUCUGGUUAUUACCGGUCCAAACACAGGAGGCAAAACAAUUUGCCUGAAAUCAGUUGGACUCGCUGCUAUGAUGGCAAAAUCAGGUCUUUAUGUUCUAUCAUCUGAAUCUGCACGCUUACCUUGGUUUGACAACAUUUAUGCUGAUAUUGGUGAUGAACAAUCCUUGCUGCAGUCACUUUCUACCUUUUCGGGUCAUUUGAAGCAAAUUAGUGAAAUUAUCUCGAAUUCAACAAGCAGAUCCCUUGUGUUGUUAGAUGAAGUUGGAGCAGGAACAAAUCCGCUUGAAGGAGCUGCAUUAGGGAUGGCUAUACUCGAAUCUUUUGCAGAAAGCGGUUCUCUGCUCACGAUGGCAACUACACAUCACGGAGAGCUUAAGAUGCUUAAAUACAGCAACUCUGCCUUUGAGAAUGCCUGCAUGGAGUUUGAUGACGUGAACUUAAAACCCACUUUCAAAAUCUUAUGGGGAGUACCAGGUCGUUCAAAUGCAAUUAACAUAGCCGAAAGAUUGAGGCUUCCAUGUGACAUCAUCGAGAAUGCUCGUGAACUCUAUGGCUCUGCAAGUGCUGAGAUCAAUGAGGUCAUACUUGACAUGGAACGGUACAAGCAAGAAUAUCAGAGGCUUUUAAACGACUCACGUCGCUAUAUAAGUCUCUCAAGAGAGCUUCAUGAGAAUCUACUUACAGCAGAAAGGAACAUUAACAACCAUGCUACUAGAGAAAGACUAAAGAUGAGACAAGAACUGAUUCAGGCUGGUUCGGUGGCUCGUUCUGCACUUCGUAGAACAUUGCAGCAGUUUCGCACAUCUGCUGCACAAUCUUCUCGGUCAAAGGUAGCUACACAACAUCAAACAAGAGCCGAAACGACCAAGGAUCGAGAUAAUGGAACUCGUUCAUCAUCUGUGGUAGUCAGGCGACCAAUUUCUGAAGAUGAUGCUGCACAAGAGGGACGCAAGAAGCUUCCUGGAGUCGGUGACUCUGUGUUUGUUUCUUCUCUUGGCAAAAAAGUGACUGUUUUGAAAGUAGAACAGUCGAAGAAAGAGAUCUUAGUUCAAGUAGGCAUCAUGAAGAUGAAAGUGAAACUGACUGAUGUUGUGGUCUAA